Messenger RNA from Ficedula albicollis (Collared flycatcher), 1302 nucleotides. Its product is annotated as putative NAD(+)--arginine ADP-ribosyltransferase Mav. NCBI's taxonomy places the organism in Eukaryota, Metazoa, Chordata, Aves, Passeriformes, Muscicapidae. The transcript has 3 exons. The coding region runs from base 251 to 991 and encodes 246 amino acids. The record is from RefSeq and is a predicted model, not a curated record.
GAUCGCUGGACUGCCGAGGGGCGCGGCGGUGCCGGGGAACAUCCCCGCGUCCCCGUGCCCGGCCGGGCUCCGGCCCCACACCAGGCACAGCUCGUCACACGCCGGGGCUGUGCCAAAGCGCCCGGGGCCGGGAGGCCCAUCCGGUGCCAGCCCUCCCACGGCCAAGGCGGCGUUUCCUCUCCCUGCGCCCAGCCUGCGCACAGGCGUAGCGGCACAGACACCGGCGGGCGAGAAAAGGCUCCGGAAGGAAAUGGAGAAAGCAGACGAAGCUGGCAGGUGGAGAGCAGGAGGGGCCGCGGUCACCCCCGCCCCGCUGCAGGGUGCCAAGGGGCAUCGGGGGGUCCCCACCUCGCCGGAGUGCCCGGCCGCGCUGCCAGCACUGCGCUGCUCCGCUCCAUCGUCCGGGGAAACUGAGGCACGGGGAGCCGCGCGCGGAGCCCCCCGCUCUCCCGGGAGGGAAGCGCUCCCCCCGCCCGGCCGGGAUGACACCAGCUCCCCAUCCUCCUCCCGCUCCACCCUGUUCCUGCAGGAACCCGGCAGUCCGGGCUCCGGGCCGGCGGCCAGGGCCUCCCUGCUGCCCGCAGCUCUCGCCCCGCAGCUCCCGCCCCGCUGCUCCGGCCCUGCUCCCGCAGCCCUGCCCGCUCCUCGCCGCACACACCUUCCCACCGCGGGUCAGGGCGACCUUGGAGCGCCGCCGCGGCCGCUCCGUGCCAAACUUCCCGGCGAUGCCCACGGCACAGCCGGGGGUGACGGAUCGGCAGGAAGGGGGAUUUUUUUCCCCAUUUGUUUAUUCGUUGGAUGGCUGUUUCGACUCAGUCGAGCGCUUGACCUAAAUCUCCUCCUGAUCCACGGGAGCUGCAGUCCCUCAGCAGCACAGCUCAAGGCUCCGCGCUCCCGGCCCCAGGGACAUGGGGACAUCUCGACACCCGGCCAGCGCCACUGCGGCACUCCCAGCUUGGACCCCCUCCCACUCGGGGAUGCAGAAGGAUGAUGCUGCGACCGGCUCUGCCCACCCUGGGGUGCCCCCGAGUCCUUCAGGCUCUGCACUCCCCGCCCCAGGGACACGGGAACAUCUCAACACCCAGCCAACGCCUCUGUGGCACUACUGGCUUGGAUCCCUCUCCCACCCUGGGAUGCUGAGGGGUGAUGCUGGGACCACCCUGAGUCCUGCUGGGGCUGCACCCAGCAGUGGUGCACCUGGGUGCCGUGGUGACACCGUGGGGAUGGGGCCCGUGUGACACCCUGGGGAUGGGCACAGGGAUGCUCAGAGGGCUGGGCAGGCGAUGGCUGGGGCGGCAGAGG